AUGCAAGAAGGAUCCACAGAAGAGCUCUACAGCAGCCAACCAUGUGAAGGCAAACUACAAGACCAUGCUGGACCACUGGUUAACAGAAGCAGAAAGACACUGGUGACAGGAGGUGGAGGCUACCUGGGAUACAAUCUGGGAUGUGCUCUUGUGAGGUCAGGAGUUGCUGCUGUUCUGUUUGACAUACGGAAACCUAAAUGGGAAAUUCCAAAUGGAGCAGAGUUUUUCAAGGGUGAUGUGAGGGAUUACGAAGCAGUGUUCAAAGCAUGUGAAGGGGUUGACUGUGUUUUCCAUGUUGCUGCAUGUGGAAUGUCAGGAUUAGAACAACUUCAAAAGAAAGAUCAGAUUGAAUCCAUAAACGUUGGAGGCACGAAAAUAAUAAUUGAUGUCUGCAAACAAAGGAAUAUCCCUAGACUGAUCUAUACCAGUACAGUGAAUGUGGUAUUUGGAGGGAAUCCUAUUGAAGAAGGAGAUGAAGAAACUGUGCCAUAUUUUCCACUGGAAAAGCAAUUUAAUCAUUAUUCUAGGACAAAGGCAAUUGCAGACCAAAUGAUUCUUGCUGCUAAUGGAACUUUGCUCAAAGGAGGGGAUAAGCUCCACACUUGUGUGCUUCGUCCACCAGGCAUAUAUGGACCAGAAGAGCAGCAGCACCUGCCACGAGUAGCUGUAAAUAUCCAGCGGAGACUAUUUAACUUCAAGUUUGGGAAUCAAAAAGUUCAGAUGAACUGGGUCCACAUAGGAAAUCUAGUGCAAGCUCACUUACUAGCUGCUGAGGCUCUCACCUCUGAGAAGGGUUAUGUAGCUAGUGGUCAGGCGUACUACAUACACGAUGGUGAGAACGUCAUCUUCUCGGAGUGGAUAGACCCUCUGUUUGAAAAAUUAGGCUACAGGAAACCCUGGAUCCACAUUCCUGUUCUCCUGGUUCAUAUAGCAGCUAUUGUGAUGGAAUAUCUACACCUGAUACUAAGGCCAGUUUUUAGCUUUACCCCUUUCUUGACAAGGAGUGAGGUGUGGAAUGUUACUGUAACUCACACUUUCCGAAUAGACAAGGCAAGAAACCAGCUUGGUUACAAUCCAAAGAAAUUCUCAUUUGCUGAUUCUGUGGAUCAUUACCUGAAAACAAGACCUGCUUCCCAAGAAGAUCACACACUCCUUAAAGGGAUCUUUGCUUUUGGCAUUUUGUUGAGUUUGAUCAUUCUUUCUUUCUUCUAA
Indicator indicator is the source of this 1212-nucleotide messenger RNA. Its product is annotated as putative short-chain dehydrogenase/reductase family 42E member 2. The coding region runs from base 1 to 1212 and encodes 403 amino acids. The record is from RefSeq and is a predicted model, not a curated record. NCBI's taxonomy places the organism in Eukaryota, Metazoa, Chordata, Aves, Piciformes, Indicatoridae. The transcript has 11 exons. Gene Ontology annotation, biological process: steroid biosynthetic process. Gene Ontology annotation, molecular function: 3-beta-hydroxy-Delta5-steroid dehydrogenase (NAD+) activity.